AUGCAUUCCCAAGGCCGUGUUACCUUCAAAUGUGUGCAGCCCUCUCCUCCGAGGAUCAUCUCCUCCUCUCCGCGCGCUCCUCCCUCACCUCCCUCGCAGCCACUCUCCUCACCUCUUGCCAUCCCUCCGCCUCGCUCUCUGCUUUCCCAGCACCCGUAUUUGCCACAGCGUGCGGUGGAUGAGGCAUCACAGGGUCAAGAGGGGGGGCAGUGCGUGCAAGGAGAGGGGGUUCUGGGCGGUGCAGGUGGGAAUUAUGGUUCGAACGCAAGCCGCAUUGCUGUUGCUCCCGUGCAUGCUCCCGUGCCUGGUUCCAUGCCUGCUCCUGUGCCUGCUGCAAUCGUUACUGCGCCCUCUCCUGCACCUCCGCCUGCCACCAUUGCCCCUGCAUCCCUCCCAGUCCCCUUUCAACCCGCCCCCAUUGCACACUCCACCUCCUCCUCCUCCUCCGCCUCUAUCGCCCUCACCACUACUCUCAACCCCACCAUCCCCGCUACUGCUGCACACCAUGCAUCCCCUGCAUUUGAUCCUUCUGAUCCUUAUCCUGCCCCUCCCCCAGUAGCCCCUCCCACACACUUCCUCGCUCACUCUCUCCCACCAACCACUCCCCUUUCAGAAUUUAACACUGCCCUUCCCCCCACCACGGGUGCACCCGCUGCGUCUGCUGCUGCGGCUGCAGUUGCUGCUGCUGCUCUGCCCCCACCGAUGGCUGCACCCUCCUCUGCCCCUCCCACUUCCCUGACACACGAAACCACCAUGAGUGUCUCACUUCAGCUAUUCCCCCCCUCCAUGCCUCCCUCUCUCCCUCCCUCCAUGUCUCCUUCCCUCGCUCCCUCCAUGCCUCUUUCUGCUCCCUCUUCUUCCCUUUCACCUCCCAACCCUUCUCUUGCGCCUCCCCUCUCCGCUCCUCCCCUCUCCACUCCUCCCCUCUCCGCUCCUCCCCUCUCUGCCCCUCCCCUCUCUUGCCCUCCCCUCUCUGCCCCUCCCCUCUCUUGCCCUCCCCUCUCUGCCCCUCCCCUCUCGCUUUUAUCCAUUGACAAUUUCUGGCUCUCACAUUGUUAA
Molecule: messenger RNA, 1059 nt
Organism: Closterium sp. NIES-65
Lineage: Eukaryota; Viridiplantae; Streptophyta; Zygnematophyceae; Desmidiales; Closteriaceae
Source: the annotation of a GenBank genome assembly